This is a messenger RNA of Zootoca vivipara (common lizard), 5552 nucleotides long. RefSeq names its product regulator of MON1-CCZ1 (gene RMC1). Gene Ontology annotation, molecular function: protein binding. Gene Ontology annotation, cellular component: lysosomal membrane; late endosome membrane; Mon1-Ccz1 complex. Gene Ontology annotation, biological process: regulation of autophagy. Lineage: Eukaryota; Metazoa; Chordata; Lepidosauria; Squamata; Lacertidae. The record is from RefSeq and is a predicted model, not a curated record.
GGAGGCAACGGUGGAGACGGGAGGGAGGAGCUGAGCUCGGCGUUCGCCUCAGCGGAGGAGGAGGAGGAGAAAGCGAUUCAAGAAUAGCAGCAUUUCCCCUUGGAAUAAGGGACAGUCGCUUAUUAUAACGGACAGGUGGCAACCUUAAGGCAUGACGCUGCUGGUGCUCCUGCUGUGACGACCCCUCAGCUCGACGCCAGCUGGGGACCAGAUCGCCCCGCCUCUGAGUGGCACGACGUCUAAAGGCCAGUUGCAGAGCGUCGCCUCAGAGCCUCCUUGGCCACCGUGAGAAGCGAAAAUGCCGGCCCGAUCUGAUCAGAUGCUCUGCUGGGUGGUCUUUGCUUUUAUUUUUAUCGUGUAUUUUUUGUUCCUAUACUGUGAAUUUAUUUUGUUACCGUUCUGAGACCUACUGGUAUAGGGCGGCGUAGCAAUAAUUUUCUUUUUACCCACUCCCCUCCUCCCUUUCUGCUGGUGGGAAGAUCGGGCCGGCAUUUCCAGUCAAGCGGGCCUACAACGGCGGCUUUGCCGCGUCGUCCUGCGCCUUUAAGGGCCGCCGGCAGCUCCCUCGUCAUGCGCAAGAGGCGCCUAACCGGGAAGCGCUUGUGCGGCCGCCCAGAGGAGGAGGAGGAAGAGCCGCAUCCACCACGAACCGGCUUGUUGUGUGGGAAGCGGGUUUGAGGGGGGCAGUGAGAGGAAGCGGCACGGAAAGGCCCGAAGCGGCGCGCGGGGAGAGGCGGUUACUUAGAGCCGAGGGGCCCUUCUCCUCCCGCUGCCAUGGCGACAGCCGCCAGCCAGGACAGCCAGGACUACUACUUGGCGCUGUGCGCGCGGCCCGUGCACUUCGAGAAGGCGAGCCCCGUGAACUGCGUCUUCUUCGACGAGGCCAAUAAGCAGGUUUUUGCUGUUCGAUCUGGUGGAGCUACUGGGGUCGUAGUUAAAGGCUUGGAAGACCGCAAUCCCAUCUCAUUCAGAAUGGAAGACAAAGGGGAAGUGAAGUGCAUCAAAUUUUCUUUGGGCAACAAGAUAUUGGCUGUCCAGAGAACAUCAAAGAAUGUGGACUUUCUGAACUUCAUUCCAGACAGCCCACAGAUAGAAUAUACUCAAGAAUGCAAGACCAAGAAUGCCAACAUUUUAGGAUUCUGCUGGACAGGCUCUGCAGAAAUCGUCUUCAUAACAGAUCAGGGAAUUGAAUUUUAUCAGGUGUUACCAGAGAAGCGAACUUUAAAACUUUUGAAGAGUCAGAAUAUCAACGUAAACUGGUACAUGUACUGUCCUGAGAGUUCCGUAAUUCUUCUGUCUACCACAGUUCUUGGAAAUGUUCUACAGCCGUUCUAUUUUAAGGGUGGAACUAUGUCAAAGCUGUCCAAGUUUGAAAUUGAAUUACCCGCAGCUCCAAAGGCGUCCAAACUCAGCCUUUCCGAAAGAGAUAUUGCUAUGGCUACAAUAUAUGGGCAACUUUAUGUUCUAUACUUGAGACACCACUCAAGGACAUCCAACAGCACAGGAGCUGAAGUAGUUCUUUAUCACUUACCAAGAGAAGGCUCCUGCAAGAAGUUGCAUAUAUUGAAGUUAUACAGGACUGGCAAGUUUGCACUAAAUGUUGUGGACAACUUGGUGGUAGUUCAUCAUCAGGAUACUGAGACCUCUAUUAUAUUUGAUAUCAGACUCAAAGGAGAAUCUGAUGGCACAGUUAUCCUUCACCAGCUUGUACUUCCAGCUCGAUCUAUACAACCCUAUCAGAUUCCUGUGGCAGGUCCAGCUUCUGUAACCAGUCAGUUCCCAGUUCCCUGUAAACUCUAUUCUUCAUCCUGGAUUGUCUUUCAGCCCGAUAUUAUCAUCAGUGCGAGUGAAGGUUACCUCUGGAAUCUGCAGGUGAAACUGGAGCCUAUAGUAAAUCUCUUACCAGACAAAGGAAAAUUAAUGGACUUUCUUCUUCAGAGAAAGGAUUGCAAGAUGGUUAUUCUUUCUGUGUGUUCUCAGAUGUUAAGUGAACCAGACGGAGGAUCAUUGAGUGUGGUUGCCACCGUUUUUGACAAACUCAAUCAUGAAUAUAAGAAAUACUUGGAAGCAGAGCAGACUUACAAUAUGGCACUAGAAACUGGGCAAAGCAGAAGCAAUCCACCUCCCAAACGGCCAGUUCGUACCCAGGCAGUUAUUGAUCAGUCAGACAUGUAUACGCAUGUUUUGUCUGUCUUUACUGAAAAAAAGGAAGCACCUCACAAGUUCACUAUAGCUGUCUUAAUGGAGUAUAUUCGCUCACUCAACCAAUUUCAGAUAGCUGUUCAGCAUUAUCUAUAUGAACUGGUUAUCAAAACCCUUGUUCAGCACAACCUAUUCUAUAUGCUUCACCAGUUCCUGCAGUAUCAUGUUCUCAGUGAUUCAAAACCUCUGGCCUGCUUGUUACUGUCGUUGGAGAGUAUUUAUCCUCCAGCACAUCAGCUCUCCCUGGAUAUGUUAAAGAGACUUUCUACUGCAAAUGAUGAAAUAGUGGAAGUUUUGUUGUCCAAACAUCAAGUACUGGCUGCCUUGAGAUUCAUCAGAGGUAUUGGAGGCCAUGAUAGUAUUUCUGCUCGAAAGUUUCUUGAUGCAGCAAAGCAGACGGAAGAUGAGAUGCUAUUCUAUACCAUAUUCAGGUUCUUUGAGCAGAGAAAUCAGCGAUUGCGUGGAAACCCUAGCUUCACUCCAGGAGAGCACUGUGAAGAGCAUGUUGUGUUUUUUAAACAGCAUUUUGGAGACCAAGCAUUAAUGAAGCCUACUGCUUUCUGAAGUAGAAAAGCUAUACAAAAUGUAUAAACUUAAUUUAUUGCAUUUUAUGUACUGAUACUUUUGACCUACAAAAAUUCCUAUUUUAUAAUAAAGUAUAUAUACACACAGACCCUUUGGCAAAUUAUUAAAAUAUUAUUAUUCCACUAAUGGCUCAUUUGUCUCUCCUAAAAAUAGAGCCACAAAUUGCAUUGCCUUGCAUUUAAAAAGUAGUGUCAGUGGGUCAGCAAUCUACUCUCAUACAUGUCACUUUAGAUUUUCAUCAGGAAAGCAAAUUCAUUGUGUGAAACAAUAAAAACUAUAAUGUAUUAAAUAAUAAUAAUUUAUGAUCCUUCCAAUUUUAGUAACACUGUAACUGAAAUAUGCAGUACUUCCUGAGUCCAAGGUGUUCAGAACUACUGGUCAUCUACUUGGGUAGAUCUCUAAUCUGUCCAGUAAUAGUGGCUUGUAGUUGUGCGACAGUAGUCAUAGAAACUUGCUGAAACUUAUGGUGAAGAGGGCUUCAGGUAGAAUUCAAUGAGUCCACUGACCACUUUGUUUAAAAUGGCUAGAAGAAUAAGAGUCUCUCUCUCUCUGUACCUUUGUUUCUCUCUUGUGCUGCACGUGCUUUAGCUUUAUUUACUGAAGGUCCUGUAAAGGAAAAGGGAAAAGUUACUCAAAAGCUCCAACAAUUUACCAGUUUGAUAGUGGUUGGUUCUGCAGAGACAGAAGUAGUAUCCCAAAAUCAGUUUGCUUGAAAUAAUUAUUUUCCUUCGAGUGAAGGUGUUCUCAGAUGGGAUGAGAGCUGUCCUUGCAGGCAGAGACUUCUGCAUUUACCCCACCAGUUUUGACUCCUGCCUUCAUGCUGUGGCAUCAUAUCCUACACACUAUGAGCAUAAACAAACCAAUUCAAGACAUCACAUUAAUACAGAAUGAAGCUCAGGCUGCAACCCCUAUGCACACUUCCUUGAGAGCUAAAAUUUCAGGUCAACUUGUACAUACCAAGCAAGAUCUUACCUAUAUAACUAAGUAGGACGGGAAGAAAUAUUAGACCAUGGGUUGCUCCAAGUAGUACCAUGGCUAGAUACAUCCUGAAGUAGAAGAUCUGGAAAAUCUGGGAUUUGGAAAAGGCAAGCACUACUAUUCCUCCAAAUUUUGUGAGAGUAAUGCCACUGAAAACCUGACAAAGGGGGAAACAGUGUUUAGUUUUAUACAAUGCAUUAAUUGUAACACAACAGGAAAUUGCUACUGUCAGUUAUAAAACAAAUUGUUUGUAUUAUAAUCAACUUUUAUCUUACACUCUCAGUAAGUAUGUCACUACAGGUUAUACUCUGUACCAGCUUUCAGGCCUCCUUGAGAGGGAGAUAGGCAGUGUUAGAAACAGAUAUGAAAGCUAGGAGCUAAAUGGCACCUUAAGCCUAGGUUAUGGGUGCAGCAACAAUGUCUAGGCGGUUUUUAAAAAAAUAAGAAUACAACACUGAAAAUUAAUGAACUGCUGCUAAAAUAUGUUCAUUUUUCACAUGGCUAGUUUCUCCCCUGCCCACCCACCCCUAAUACAGUGGUACAUCACAAGACAAAAUUAAUUCGUUCCACGAGUCAUUUUGUAUUGUGAAAAUUUCUUCUUGUGAAGCACGGUUUCCCAUAGGAAUGCAUUGAAAUUUAAUUAAUGCGUUCCUAUGGGCAAAAAAGCCUCUCCUUUCAAUGAAAUGGUGCCAUAGCAAAGCAGCUUAAGGCGCAAUCCAGUGCUCACAAACCCUGACUCACCCGCCAAGCCCAGGAGCAGCCACAGCAGCCACAUUGCCCCCAAGCGCCACAGCUGCUCCGGAGGUUUUAAGGCUCUGGGGAGGGGGAAGCAGGAGGAGGGCCAGGGAGAGGCUCCCUCCUUCCUUCCCCAACAGCCGGACCCUCGCGCCCAACCAGACAGGCCAUUCGCGCGCAGGCAGGCAGGCUGACUGGUUGGCUCUCCCGUUCGUGUGUAGCUCUCGCGUGCAUCCAGCCAAGAAGGGGCUCUACUCCCUCAGGGUUCUGCACGGCGGCUUAAGGUGAGAGUGAGGGGGGAUCCGGCUGCUGGCAGCCAUUUUGUUGCGCCACCGCCAAUCGGCAUGUCCCUGCGGAAGCCAGGCGAUGGCAUCGGCGGAAGCGCAAGACGGGCAGGCUCCCCGGAGGAGGCUCGUUCUCCUUGAUGGGCCAUCCCUGGACUUUCUCCUCACGGCGUCCCUGCCCUGCUUCGUCUUGUGAAGUUUUCUAUGGCACGGCCAUAUAAAACUUCGUCUUGCGAGUCUGCCAAAAUAUCGCAAAACAUUUUUGUCUUGAGAUUUUUUCGUUGCGCGAGGCGUUCGUCUAGCGAGGUACCACUGUAUCCUUAAGAGGGUCUCUUCAGUCUUCAGAGAAUAGCUGGAAAUGGGGAGGCAGGAAAAGGUCAUUUCCUGCCACUCUGCAAUUUUAAUUUGAUACCUUAGGCACAGUACUGUGCCCAGAGCUCAAAAACUACUUGUGCUAAUGAAAUUCCUGUCACAAAAUGCACCUAGAACAAUGGGAGUUUUGAACACUGGAGAUAGGAGCAUAUCCUUAAGUGGUUUCUAGUGCCACAACAGAAUAGUUUUCAAAACAAAAUACUUACAGAGCUGCCCAUGUGGGAUAGUGCUUCUUCAGCGCGCUCUGCUCUGGUUGCUUUUGUACUCACAGUGAAUGCUCUUGUCACGUGGCUACAGAAUUCAACAGAGAUACCACAACUCUGGAAAGAAGACAGUGUAGGUUAAGCAGCUUACUGCCACAGAAUACCCAAUUUUCAACAUUCUGGGUUUGAUUUU